This is a messenger RNA of Stegastes partitus (bicolor damselfish), 3443 nucleotides long. It is a transcript of the gene arfgap2, whose product is annotated as ADP-ribosylation factor GTPase activating protein 2. Gene Ontology annotation, biological process: COPI coating of Golgi vesicle. The record is from RefSeq and is a predicted model, not a curated record. The transcript is spliced from 17 exons. Gene Ontology annotation, molecular function: GTPase activator activity. The coding region runs from base 25 to 1674 and encodes 549 amino acids. Lineage: Eukaryota; Metazoa; Chordata; Actinopteri; Pomacentridae.
UAUGGAAAUUGUUAGAGUGGCAAGAUGGCUACGGAACCAAAUAAGACCGAGAUCCUUACCAUUUUCAAGAGGUUAAGAUCAAUUCCGACGAACAAGGUAUGUUUUGACUGUGCUGCCAAAAACCCCAGCUGGGCAAGUAUCCCUUAUGGCGUGUUCCUGUGCAUUGACUGCUCCGGCAUCCACCGCUCACUGGGAGUGCAUCUCAGCUUCAUCAGAUCCACUGAGUUAGACUCCAACUGGAACUGGUUUCAGCUCAGGUGUAUGCAGGUUGGAGGAAAUGCCAACGCGACGGCCUUCUUCCGCCAGCAUGGCUGCUCCACAAACGACACCAACGCCAAGUACAACAGUCGUGCAGCCCAGAUGUACAGGGAGAAGAUUCGGCAGCAGGCAAAUGCUGCAUUGUCCAAAUAUGGCACAGAUCUGUGGAUUGACUCUUCUGCAGGAAGCACCACUCCAGCUCCUGAGAAGAAAGAGGCAGACUUUUUCGCAGAGCAUACACAGCCUAUGAAUGACUGGAGCAUGGCGCCGCCCUCCGAAGCAGAGCAGAAUGGAGCCGCUAUCACUCCACAGCUGACGGACACAACGGUUAAAGGCCAGGAUGACAACCAGCCAGAGGAAGGACCCAGCAUUGAUGGUCUGAGCACAUCCCCCAAAGCCUCCAUUGAGGACUCCAUGCGUUUGUCAUCCCAGGAAGUGUGGACACCUAAAGACGUGAAGCCUUCCAUCAUCGGGAAAAAGAAGCCCAUGGCUGCCAAAAAAGGGCUCGGUGCCAAGAAAGGCCUCGGUGCCCAGAAGGUGAGCAGCAAGAGUUUCUCAGAGGUGGAGAAGCAGGCACAAGUGGCCGAGAAGCUGAGGGAGGAGCAGGCAGCCGAGGCUAAGAAACAAGCUGAGGAAUCCAUUGUGGCCUCCAUGCGUUUGGCCUACAAAGAGCUGGAGAUCGACAGGAAAAUGGAAGAAAAGAAGCUUCAGAACCUGGAAGGCAAGAAGAGGGAGCAGGCUGAGAGGCUGGGCAUGGGCUUCGGCAACAGGAGCGCCGUGUCUCACUCAGUGAUGUCGGAGAUGCAGGUGAUCGAGCAGGAGACACCUGUGGGAGCCAAAUCCUCCUCUCGCUCCAAACUGGACAUGUUUGAUGAGCCUGGUUUCACCUCUGGACCCCCAAAAUACAAGGACAACCCAUUCACAGUGGGAGACAGUUUUGGGUCCCGGUGGGACACUGAGGGAGGAACCGCCUCCUUCACCACCUCCUGGGCUCUGGAGAAAGAAGACCCUAAAGAGGAGGUCACCAUCUCUAGCAUUCAGCCAAUUGGAGAGCGGCUUCCCAGCAGAAGAAAAGCGGAGGUGGCAGCUCCGGUCUCUGAGUCGAGUGAGGCCAGGCAGAAGUUCGCCAACGCAAAGGCGAUCUCUUCAGACAUGUUCUUUGGUCGGGAGAGCAGCGCCGAGUAUGAUGCGAAGACGAGACUGGAGAGCAUGUCUGGCAGCACCUCCAUCAGCUCGGCCGACCUGUUUGGGGACGGCAGCGAUCAUAAAGGGAGGGCAUCAGGCUUCGACAGCGUCCUCCCCUCCGGCCCCGACAUCGCUCAGUUCAAACAGGGAGUGAAGACCGUAGCGGGAAAGAUGGCCGUCCUGGCCAACGGCGUCAUGAACACGAUCCAGGAUCGCUACGGCUCCUACUGAGCGGCGCCGACCCAAUGGAGGACAAACCUACUAACGCCUGUAGAGCCAACCAGCCUCCUGACUGAUGUGCAUUUGGACGGAGGAGACGGGAAGCAGAAAGGAUUGCAUGGGGAAAGACAUCGUCCUGCUCGCCCGUCCUCCACUAGAGACAAUUUUCCAGGAGUGAGACAGUAUCUUCUCCUCUCAUUCUUCAUUAGCAGACUCUUGAGUUUUAUUUUCAUAAACCAUCAGAGGGUACAGUCUUUUUCUAAACCGAGAGUUUGGUUGUAAUUUACUGUCCAGAGUUUUUUUGGUCUUAGAUUUUCAAGAAAAAAAAAAAAGAGAUGUCAGCGUUAAUUCUGCUCUAUUUUAUUCCUUCUUCAAAAAUCAAAGUGUUAAUUUUGAUUCAUAUUAUCGAAGAUUUCAUGUUUUGUUUUAUUGUGAUCUUAAAAGAAAACAAAAAAAGGUGCAGUAUAUAUUUUUAGCAUUGAUUUGAACAAGAAUCCACUAUGUUUGACUCACUGCUGCUCACAGUUUGUUCAGUUGUAAUUUCCACAAAGCACUGACUGAUUUCUGACAGUUUGUGGGUUUGGAGUGACGCAUUUCUAUUCAGGUGACACAUCGGAGCAUCAAAUACUUGAUGUCUCAGCUGCUUUCGUUAUUUACAAACAGGGAGCACAAGGAUGGUAAGCCUGAAAUUAUUAAUCCCCAUGCUAAGUUUUGAUUUACGGAGAAUUUUUAUUUUAAAAAUAGGUUUGUUUUUGUGACUAAACAAGCAACAAAAGAUGGAGAGAAUUCGUGUUCUACAUGUUAAUGAUGAAUUUCAACAAUUUUUAUGCAGCUUUUUACGCUAAAAUGCUUUAGAACAUAGUAGAAAUUAGCAGGACAAUUGGGAAUGAUUUAGAAGAUGCAUUUCCUCAAAAACUCUGAAUUUUACAGGUUAUGAAGCAAUUGGCUUUUUUAGUACAAAUGUAGAUCAAAUCAAAACCAGACGUGGGAACAGUUCAGAUUCAUCAUCACGUCUCGAACACAGCGUCUUUUGUUACUUGUUUGACAUUUCCAGCCAAAAGAAACCUGCUGGCGAAAUAUAAAUUCACAGUAAAUCAAAAUUUUACAGGAAUAAUUUUGGUCUUAACUCCACCGAACAUCAGACACGGUGCAGGCAAAUGGCAAAAUUAGGAAAUAAACCCAAAAUGACACAAAAAACAAGCACCAAGUGUCGUUACGUCAGACGCCAGAUGGAACAUGCUAACUCCGCGCUCAUGAAACGACGAUACCGUUUUGACUAUGCAUCUCCACUGUACAACCUUUAAAUCAGUUUCACUUUGAUGUUUCUGCAGGUUGAAUCUGAAGUCUGCCUCGAUGUACCUUUUUUUUGUAUUAUUUUGGAAUGAGUUUACAUUUACCUUCUCAGUUUCCGACAUUAUUUUUCUUCGGGACAAGAACUCUUGUCAGUAUUUCCUCUAAAUUUCACUGCCAUGUAGAAUGCGAGUAAAUACAACAACGUGGUGUGAUAAAAAUCGGACAUGUUUAACGCGGUGUGAUAUCUCUAACUCACCAUCCUGUCAUCGUAUGUUCUUGGCAGACUUGACAUUCAACAAGGCGGGUUGUAAUUUUCUUUUGAUACGUCAGAGUGUCAUAUUUUUCCUUGCGUGGCCAUGCCUGUGUAUGCCCCACCCACGAGAGAGUCUCCAACAAACACGUGGACUGAAAGGAUGGAAACUAUUUAUUUGUAGGCUACAAAAAGAAACUUAUUCAGUAUGUUAAUAAAGAUGGAAAGAAAACCUCCA